AUCUGGCACUGAUUAUCCCUGCUGCUGCUGCUGCCGCUGCUAAACUCAGCUGCUGCCUCUGUCUGGAAGACCCCAGCGCCUCUCCCCCCAGCCAUGCUGCCUGCUGCCACAGCCUCCCUCUUGGGGCCCCUCCUCACUGCCUGGGCCCUGCUGCCUUUCGCCCAGGGCCAGACCCCCAACUUCACCAGACCGGUGUUCCUGUGCGGAGGGGAUGUGACUGGGGAGUCAGGUUACGUGGCAAGUGAGGGUUUUCCCAACCUCUACCCCCCCAAUAAGGAGUGCAUCUGGACAAUAACGGUCCCCGAAGGCCAGACUGUGUCCCUUUCAUUCCGAGUCUUCGACAUGGAGCUGCACCCCGCCUGCCGUUAUGAUGCUCUGGAGGUCUUUGCCGGGUCUGGAACCUCUGGCCAGCGGCUCGGACGCUUCUGUGGGACCUUCCGGCCGGCGCCCUUAGUCGCCCCUGGCAACCAGGUGACCCUAAGGAUGACAGCCGAUGAGGGCACAGGAGGACGAGGCUUCCUGCUCUGGUACAGCGGGCGGGCCACUUCAGGCACUGAGCACCAAUUUUGCGGGGGGCGGCUGGAGAAAGCCCAGGGAACCCUGACCACGCCCAACUGGCCUGAGUCCGAUUACCCCCCGGGCAUCAGCUGUUCCUGGCACAUCAUCGCGCCCCAGGACCAGGUGAUCUCACUGACCUUCGGGAAGUUUGACCUGGAGCCCGACACAUACUGCCGCUACGACUCGGUCAGCGUCUUCAACGGAGCCGUGAGCGAUGACUCCAAGAGGCUGGGGAAGUUCUGCGGCGACGCAGCCCCGGGUCCCAUCUCCUCCGAAGGAAAUGAGCUCCUCGUCCAGUUCGUCUCAGACCUCAGCGUCACAGCCGAUGGCUUCUCAGCCUCCUACAGAACCGUGCCGCGGGACGCCGCCAAAGAAGUGCCCGCCCAGAGUCCAGGGGAGGAUGCCCGGCCAGAUCCCCAGCUCCUUGGCCCCGGCCCCAAGCCGGGAACCCGGCCCAAAGUGAAGCCUGAAUCCCCACCUACUGAGAAAACGAAAGCCUCCCCUAAAGCCGAGGCAACCCCUGUGGGCCCCAAUGCACCCAGUGUCACCUGCCCAAAGCAGUGCCGGCGGACAGGCACCUUGCAGAGCAACUUCUGUACCAGCAACCUGGUGGUGACCGCAACAGUGAAGUCCAUGGUCCGGGGUCCAGGGGAGGGCCUCACUGUCACUGUCAGUCUCAUUGGUGCUUACAAAACUGGAGGCCUGGACCUGCCCUCUCCACCUACUGACACUUCCCUGAAGUUUUAUGUACCCUGCAAGCAGUGCCCUCCCAUGAAGAAAGGAGCCAGUUAUCUGCUGAUGGGACAGGUAGAAGAGAACAGAGGUCCCAUCCUUCCUCCAGAGAGCUUUGUGGUCCUCUACCGGCCCAACCAGGACCAGAUCCUCACCAACCUCAGCAAGAGAAGGUGCCCUUCCCAGCCUGUUCCGGCUGCUGGGCCCCAGACCUGAGACUCAGGUCAGCCUCCAGCCCCUGGCCCUAGGGAUCACUUUUUUAUCCAAAUAAAUAUUCCUUGACUGAGGAAGGGAUCACAUCUCCA
Molecule: messenger RNA, 1595 nt
Organism: Hipposideros armiger (great roundleaf bat)
Lineage: Eukaryota; Metazoa; Chordata; Mammalia; Chiroptera; Hipposideridae
Gene: PCOLCE
Product: procollagen C-endopeptidase enhancer
Exons: 9
Coding region: 94-1506 (470 amino acids)
Biological process (GO): proteolysis
Molecular function (GO): protein binding; collagen binding; peptidase activator activity
Source: RefSeq, a predicted model, not a curated record